This is a messenger RNA of Striga asiatica, 1746 nucleotides long. NCBI's taxonomy places the organism in Eukaryota, Viridiplantae, Streptophyta, Magnoliopsida, Lamiales, Orobanchaceae. The record is from the annotation of a GenBank genome assembly.
AUGGAGCCCAUAAGCGAAAAACUGAUAAGUCUGCCGUCGAUAGAAGUCGAAGCCCAUACUCCUGAAAUGGAUCUCCUUUCCAAAGCCUACGCAACCGCUUCCGACGACGAAGACGGCGGCGGUGGCGUCGCCGGAACAGGAUCCCGACACUCACAUCCACCACCGCCUCCCAAACGCGUCCGAGGCUCUACUUCAUUCCCAAAUUCCUCACAAAUGUCCGUUUUUCGCCUUCCGAAUUUCCCUGCCGAAGCUCCGAUACCCGGGAGCUACAUAUCUAAGCGACAAAGAGCUUUGGUUUCCGAUCCGACACUAUCCGAACCGAAUCCGCCUCAUGCCGACCCGUCUCCAGUUUUAGGAAGCCUUUCCGAUUCAGAUUUGCCUCAAUGUGUUUUUACCGCCUUGAGGCGCCGCUCAAAGAACGUUGUAGUGUCCAACCAAACUCCCCAGUCACUCUCUGCAGGUCUCAGAGGCCAUACGAAGGCUGUUAAUUCAAUGCAAUGGUCUAAAUCUCAUGUUUACGAGCAUUUAAUAUUGGAGUUUUUGAGGUUCCAUUUGUUUUCCCUUUCUCUGAGUAAAUUUUUUCCAGCUCAUCUUCUAGCAUCUGCCGGAAUGGAUCAUACUGUUCGUAUCUGGAAUGUAUGGAGCACAGGUCAAAAGCAAGCACGUGUGUUCAAUAAUCACCACGCGGCAGUUAAAGAUGUGAAAUGGUCAGAACACGGUUUAUCUGUUCUAUCUUGUGGUUAUGAUUGCACUUCACGGUUAGUUGAUGUCGAAAAGGGAAUGGAGGUUAAGGUCUUCAAGGAGAAUCAAAUUGUAGAAGUUGUCAAAUUUUGUCCAGACAACUAUAAUCUCUUUCUCUCUGGAGGAUCAAAAGGUCAACUUAAACUGUGGGAUAUCAGGACUGGCAUUGUGGUCCAUGAAUAUGUACGAAACCUUGGGCCAAUUCUUGACGUGGAGUUCACGGUUGAUGGCAAAUAUUUAAUCACCUCGAGUGAUGUUUCCAAAACCAACCUUAGUGAGAACUCGAUUCUUGUAUGGGAUGUUUCACGUCAAGUUCCGUUAUCCAAUCAGGUCUAUGCAGAAGCAUUCACGUGCCCUUGCAUCAGAUGCCACCCCUUUGAGCCAUACUUCAUUGCUCAAUCCAAUGGAAACUACAUUGCUAUAUUCUCGACAAGACCUCCAUUCAAACUUGACAAGUACAAGAGAUACGAAAGUCACGGUGUAUCAGGCUUCCCCAUCAAGUGCAAUUUCAGUCCUGAUGGAAAUAUGGUGGCUUCUGGAUCCUCUGAUGGAUGCAUAUUCUAUUUCGACUCUAAAUCAUCCAAAUUUCUCAAAAAGGUUAAGGUAUACGAGCAAGCAUGCAUAGAUGUUGUGUUCCAUCCUUACUUGCACGACGUUAUCGCUAGUUGUAGCUGGAAUGGUGAAGUCUCUGUAUUACAGCCGAGGCCUCGGUAAAAAAUGAAAAGUCUCGGUCAUAUGUCUCUCUUUUAAGGCAUAUAAUCAUUUGGUUUCGAGAUUUAUAUAUCUGGUGUCAUGGAUUUCUGUUCAAUGUAUUAUGACAUUUGGUCAACUUAUCUGGACAUGAGUUGUGAUAUGAUGUAUGUCUUACAAUGCGUUUGAGUUGCGAAAGUUCAAGGCCUGAAUAGAAGGUAGUAAGUUAGUAACCAUGACCUUUUCUAUGUUUUUGACAGACAGUAAAAUCCUAUAUUUUUACCUCGCCUGAUUGUGCUGGACUUUCUAUAAUAA